Molecule: messenger RNA, 4227 nt
Organism: Larimichthys crocea (large yellow croaker)
Lineage: Eukaryota; Metazoa; Chordata; Actinopteri; Sciaenidae
Gene: trpv4
Product: transient receptor potential cation channel, subfamily V, member 4
Exons: 17
Coding region: 309-2918 (869 amino acids)
Biological process (GO): actin filament organization; osmosensory signaling pathway; calcium ion import across plasma membrane
Cellular component (GO): plasma membrane; cilium
Molecular function (GO): protein binding; calcium channel activity
Source: RefSeq, a predicted model, not a curated record
UCAGUGUGAAAGUAACCAUUGUCCUGGUGGAACUUUUUUUUACAGGCGGUCUUACACAUGAAUCAGAGGGAUGCUGUAAUUCACUGAAAAUAUUUUGUGUCAUCUGGCAGAAGUCAGAGAUCCGCGACAGAGAAAGAGAGAGAGAGAAUAAGUUUGGGAGCGUUCAAACUUUGGAAAGCUGCGGAAUAGUUUAUUUUCCGAGAAACACUAAAUAAGACCAGCAGAUUAGAUCAAGGACGUCCACAUGCUUCAGCAUCAUUUCCAGUUUCCCCUGAAGCGGAAUUUGGCACGUCAUUGUGAUAAAAGGGAUGAAUGAGGGCCGCUCUGCUCUCCUCAGAAGGUGCCACCUUGCUUUGUCCAAGGCCGACACCCUCACCAGAUCUGCUGUCUCUGUGGACUCGGGCGAUGUUGGGGCCCCUCAGCCUGAGAGCGAUGCAGCAUUCCCACUGUCUGAGCUCUCAGACCUGUUCGAGAGCGAGGAUGCCUCCCAGUCAAUUCAGGAUACGAGUCAGGGUUCAGCCCUGGAGCUGGUUCAACCCGGCCAGCCUGCAGACGGCAGACAAAACCUGCGGAUGAAGUUCCAGGGUGCUUUCAAGAAGGGCAUUUCCAACCCUAAGGAUUUAUUGGAAUCUACCAUAUAUGAAUCAAAUGUGGUACAGGGACCCAAGAAAGCACCCAUGGACUCGCUCUUUGACUAUGGCACCUACAGGAACACCAGCAACCAGAAGCGACGCAGGAAGAAGCUUCCAAGAGGUAAAGCAGAGAUGUCCUGUGACGACGGUGAAAGCUCAGAUCCACCGAAAGUGAUGAAAAUAUUCAACCGCACUCUCCUCUUUGACUGCGUGUCACGUGCUGACACUGAGGCCCUCGAGGGCCUGACGGAGUACCUGCAAAGUCAUGAAAAGAGGUUAACUGAUGAGGAGUUCAGAGAACCAUCCACGGGUAAGACGUGUCUGCCUAAAGCCUUGUUGAACCUGUACGGUGGGCAGAAUGACACCAUCCCUCUACUGGUGGACAUAGCAGAGAAGACCGGCAUCCUCAGAGAGUUCAUAAAUACGCCCUUCAGAGAUGUCUACUACAGAGGCCAGACGGCGAUGCACAUUGCUAUAGAGCGACGCUGUAAGCAGUAUGUGGAGCUGCUGGUGGAGAAAGGAGCUGAUGUUCACGCCCAGGCAAGGGGACGCUUCUUCCAGCCUAAAGACGAGGGGGGCUACUUCUACUUUGGUGAGCUUCCUCUAUCUCUGGCUGCAUGCACUAAUCAGCCUGACAUAGUGCACUACCUGACUGAAAAUCCGCACAAAAAGGCCGACCUGCGGCGCCAGGAUUCACGUGGAAACACUGUGCUGCACGCCCUAGUGCACAUCGCAGACAACACCAAGGACAACACUCGUUUCCUCACAAAGAUGUACGACCUGCUGCUAAUCAAGAGUGCCAAGCUCUACCCAGACUGCAGCCUGGAGACGGUGCUCAACAAUGAUGGCAUGUCACCACUCAUGAUGGCCGCCAAGCUGGGAAAGAUCGGGGUGUUUCAGCACAUUAUCCGACGUGAGAUAAAAGACGAGGAAGCUCGUCAUCUGUCACGUAAGUUUAAGGACUGGGCUUAUGGGCCGGUGUACUCCUCCCUUUAUGAUCUGUCUUCACUGGAUACAUGUGGAGAGGAACCGUCUGUGCUGGAAAUCCUCGUGUACAACAGCCGCAAUGAGAACCGCCAUGAGAUGCUGGCAGUGGAGCCCAUCAAUGAGCUGUUGAGGGCAAAAUGGCAGAAGUUUGCUGCUGUCACGUUUUACAUCAGCGUGGUUUCCUACCUCACCACCAUGAUCAUCUUCACCUUAGUGGCUUAUUACCACCCAACGCAGGGAAAGCCUCCGUACCCUUAUACAACAUCCUCUGACUACCUGCGGAUGGUAGGAGAGAUUGUCACCUUGGCAUCAGGAAUCUUCUUCUUCCUCACCAAUAUUAAGGACCUCUUCUUGAAAAAGUGCCCCGGGGUGAAGUCUUUAUUUAUUGAUGGAUCCUUUCAGCUGCUGUAUUUCAUCUACUCUGUACUGAUCGUAGUCACAGCUGCUCUCUACCUGUCUGGCAUUGAGGCUUAUGUGUCUGUGAUGGUGUUUGCACUCGUCCUGGGCUGGAUGAACACUCUUUACUUCACCAGAGGCCUGAAGCUCACUGGAACCUAUAGCAUCAUGAUACAGAAGAUUCUUUUCAAAGAUCUUUUCAGAUUUCUGCUGGUGUACGUGCUCUUCAUGAUUGGAUAUGCAUCAGCCCUGGUGUCCCUGCUAAAAGUCUGUCCUCCACCGGGCACAGAGUGUGAUGGCGGUUGCCCCACCUACCCAAUGUGCAGGGACCCAGACACCUUCAGUAACUUCCUUCUGGACCUCUUUAAGCUGACCAUUGGGAUGGGAGAACUGGACAUGAUCGACGGCGCACAGUAUCCUGCAGUCUUCCUCAUCCUGUUGGUUACCUACAUCAUCCUCACCUUCGUGUUGCUGCUGAACAUGUUGAUCGCUUUGAUGGGGGAGACGGUGGGGCAGGUGUCGAAGGAGAGCAAGAAGAUCUGGAAGCUUCAGUGGGCAACAACCAUCUUGGACAUCGAGCGCUCUUUCCCAGUCUGCCUCCGUAAGUCUUUCAGAGCCGGUGAGAUGGUGACUGUGGGGAAGAACUGGGAUGGAACACCAGACCGACGUUGGUGCUUUAGGGUGGAUGAGGUGAACUGGUGUCACUGGAAUCAGAACCUGGCGAUAAUCAGUGAAGAUCCAGGCAAGAAUGAAACCUGCCAAGCCAAUGGUUUGCAGCAGAGCGUCAAAGCCUUGAGGAGAGACCGCUGGUCCACAGUCGUCCCACGGGUGGUGGAGUUAAGUAAGGGUCCGCGGCCUCGUGAUCUGGUGGUAGAGAUGGAGCCGCUGACACCCAGAUACUGACGCCUGUAGAUGACUUGUGCUGUCCUUCUUACUGUAUACGGAGACAGCAGAGAGCUGUCAGCAUCAGUGUGUCAAUUUGGCCAAUAAGUGUACUCAUUUGCACAGAUCUCAUGUGCCUUCUGUUCAGAGGAAGUAUAAUAAAAAUUACAGUAAGAGACAGAGCACACGGAGACACUGGACGUCUUAAAAACACUAAAUAGAGUUAAAAACUAACCCUGAGUGAGCUGGAUUUUUUUUAAUUUACUUGUCACAUAAGAAUAGAGAAUUUAUUAUAAAAAUGUACUGUACCUCUGCUUCUUAGACAUCAGUGGCUGAUCACUCAGGGAUUUAAGAUAUUUCAGCAUUUCCACUCUCAUUAAAGUGUUACAGAAAACAGAAUCAUGAGUUAUCGACUAGCUAGUAGAAGCAUAAUUACUGUAUUGUUGUAUUAGCAGUGUAAAUAAAACCUUUGAUAGAAGCAAUCUACAGAUAUAAUCACAAUGGGAAAUAUUUCUUUAAGCAAACAUUCGUAGACCUGUAGAAUAGAAACAGCUUUCAUUUACUUGCUUUAUAUUUAAGGUCCAUGUAUGACGUGUCAUAAAGAUUCAAGUUGUAUAUGAUUAUUUGAAUGUUUAUUAUUUAGGGUAUAUCGUAUAUUUUAUAAAUGUCAUUUUCUAUACUGUAUUAUUAAAAUAGUUUCAACAUUAUAAAAGUCUCAGACUUGGACUGCCAGCUCAGGCAGCACAGCUUUCAUUUGAACCGAAACAAUGCACUAUGACAAUUUCUGAUGUGUGCAUUAUUAUAUGAACACAAAGACAUUGUUCUGAACAAGAUGGGCAUGAUGAGCAGGUUAUAGUUGUCAAGCAAAUAUGCAAAUGCACGACAAUAGCUUUCUGUGUUAUGGUUUGUCUUUGAUUUUCCAGAGUUAUUGUUCCUUUGCAGCUGGGGUAUUUGCAUAAUCAACUCUCAGGCCUCGCUAUUAUGUGCUUCCCCCUAUUUGCUGCAGUGUUUUCAUUGCAAUUGGCUUCUUGCCCUAUAUAGCAUCUUGUUUAUGCGGAACUACUGUAUGUAUGCAUGUAUUUGUGUUAUUGUACUGCAUGUCAGGAUUUGAUUAAGCGCAGAUAGACCCUACAAUUCAUUUUCACUAAUUCAUUGCUGAUGAAGGUCACAGUUCAUUGUUCACGGUGUUUACAUUGCUUUUAUAAUGAGACUUCUGUGCAGUUUUUUUUAUUGUUUGUACUUUGCAGCACAGAGCAAUAAACACUGAAUUCAUUUUAUAAAUCAUAUAGUAGUCUGUUUUGCAGUUCCUGGUUAGAUAUUAGACAUAUAU